This is a messenger RNA of Ipomoea nil (Japanese morning glory), 1669 nucleotides long. RefSeq names its product transcription factor TGA2.1-like. The record is from RefSeq and is a predicted model, not a curated record. The transcript is spliced from 9 exons. Lineage: Eukaryota; Viridiplantae; Streptophyta; Magnoliopsida; Solanales; Convolvulaceae. The coding region runs from base 381 to 1367 and encodes 328 amino acids. Gene Ontology annotation, biological process: DNA-templated transcription; regulation of DNA-templated transcription. Gene Ontology annotation, molecular function: sequence-specific DNA binding; DNA-binding transcription factor activity.
UGCGGCUAUGCGUAUCUCAAAAGUCAAAUUUAGCAAUCAAGACAUCGAACGCGACCAAGUAGACUACGUCACUCGUGACGUAGGUUUCCCCCAUUUUUCAGCUCUCCGUCGUCGUUUGUCUUCGCCGAGCCAGGGGAUUUUACCUGUUCUGAAGUCACACCGACGGCGGUUCUUCAGCCCUUGAUCGAUUUCACUGCUUUACUGAGCAACACCGCUCGAGGAAAUUUAAAAAAAAAAACAAGUCAAAAAACCGGCCAACAAAAGGGAAAAUCUCCAAGAGUUCUCAUAUCUGCAAAUCCAUAUAUAUUGAUUUUGUGGUCUGGUUAGCUGCAGAAGGCAAGUCAAGUUCCCCACCUGAAGUGAUCAUUCAAUAGCCCAUAAUGACAGACAUCAGUCCUAUGACGGAUACAUCAACUGAUGCAGAUACUGAAGAUAAAAACUCUAGGUUUCCAAGUGAUCAAUCUCUAGGCACUGUGGCUUCCAAUGGCAGUGACAAGACAAGAGAUCAAAAGACACUCCGCAGACUUGCUCAAAAUCGCGAAGCUGCCAGGAAGAGCCGUUUAAGAAAAAAGGCAUAUGUCCAACAGUUAGAGAACAGCAGAAUGAAGCUGUCACAAAUUGAGCAGGAGCUCCAGCGAGCUCGACAACAGGGCAUAUUUAUUUCAAGUUCAGGAGAUCACUCGCAAUCCAUGAGUGGAAAUGGAGCCAUGGCAUUCGAUGUAGAAUAUUCACGUUGGGUGGAUGAGCAAAAUAAACGUAUCAAUGAGCUAAGAGGAGCUGUUAAUUCUCAUGCUGGUGAUGGUGAACUUCGCAUUAUUGUGGAUAGCAUCUUGGCACACUAUGAUGACAUUUUCAGGAUAAAAGCAGAUGCAGCAAAAGCUGAUGUCUUCCAUAUCUUAUCAGGCAUGUGGAAAACUCCGGCUGAAAGAUGCUUCCUAUGGCUGGGUGGAUUUCGUUCAUCUGAACUCCUUAAGUUGCUUAUAAACCAUUUGGAGCCUUUAACCGAACAGCAGUUAUUGGCCAUCAACAACUUGCAAGAGACAUCUCAACAGGCUGAAGAUGCAUUGUCCCAGGGAAUGGAGGCAUUGCAGCAAUCCUUGGCUGAGACGCUGAUCGGGACUCUCGGCUCUUCAAGCUCAUCAGGAAAUGUUGCGAAUUAUAUGGGUCAAAUGGCCAUGGCAAUGGGGAAGGUUGGAGCUCUCGAGGGGUUUAUAUGCCAGGCUGAUAAGCUGCGGCAGUCGACAUUGCAACAACUGCAUAAAAUAUUGACUACUCGCCAAUCAGCCCGCGCUCUUCUCGCCAUCAACGACUACUUCUCACGCCUUCGAGCACUAAGUUCUCUCUGGCUCGCUCGUCCUAGGGAGUAACUAAAUUCCUUUACGCAACACACAAUGAAGAUUCAUAGGGGCACUUGUAUAUGAGAAUUGUCUGCCUAGAAGUUGUGGUCUUGCUUGAUCCCUCCAGUUUUGUGACACCAUUAUAGCUAACUUGUUCAUGUUGUACGGUUUAUACUUCUUGUUUAUCCGAUGUUGUCUGAACAUUAGUGCUACAGUUGCUAAUUUGUAAUAUAGAUAGAUGUGAUGUGGCUGGUGAAUUGUUAUAUGUAAUCUUUAGCAUAUCUAACAGUAACAGUGAUGCAUAAUGGAAAUGCUACAAUGUUGUUGACCUC